AUGACUUUGGAAAGCAUCUCUUCAAAGACAACAGAUGACCUCCACCGGCAGCUGGAAGUGCACAUUGCAAAAAAGAAGAAGCUUGAGAGCGAUCUGCACUCAGUAGAAAAGAAAAUAUACGCGUACGAAGGGCUUUUGCUCGACGAGAAUGGCGGCAGAGGGAUGUUUAGAAAGCCAGACGCUUAUGUAUUUAGAAAGGAAAGAAAAGUAGGCAUAAACGACUGCGACAGACCAUUUUCUAUGGAUUUGCCAGAUGAUUAA
Molecule: messenger RNA, 261 nt
Organism: Nematocida ausubeli
Lineage: Eukaryota; Fungi; Microsporidia
Exons: 1
Coding region: 1-261 (86 amino acids)
Source: RefSeq, a predicted model, not a curated record